GCACCGGACUUGGAAAGCUUUCCUUAAAGUCGACUCCUUCCCCUCCCCCCCAGUAUUUGGGGAUGCUUGCAUUGUUCACACUUCGGCCUUUGCGCUGCCUUUCUAUUCCAUCUUCUUCGGUCUUUUGCGUGUCGAGUAGACUCUUUUCGUCGUCUGGCCGAUUCCACCACUCCGCCAUCAUGUCGGACAUCUCUGUGCAAUUGACUGCUCCUAACGGACGCUCCUACACCCAGCCCAUUGGUCUCUUCAUUAACAACGAGUUUGUGCAGUCCAAGUCGGGUGAGAAGAUUACUUCUAUCAACCCUUCUAACGAAGCCGAAAUUACCUCGGUCUAUGCCGCCGGUGAGGAGGAUGUGAACAUUGCCGUGGAGGCUGCGCAUAAGGCCCUGAAGGAUCCUUCUUGGAAGCAUCUGCCCGCCACUGACCGUGGUCAUUUGAUGCUGAAGCUCGCCGAUCUGAUUGAGCAGCACAAGGAGACCCUGGCCACUAUUGAGACUUGGGACAACGGCAAGCCGUACCAGGUCUCGCUCAACGAUGACCUCGGUGAGGUCACCAACACCCUCCGCUACUAUGCCGGCUGGGCCGACAAGGUCACCGGCCAGACCAUUGGCACCACUCACCAGAAGUUCGCCUAUACUCUGCGCCAGCCCAUCGGUGUUGUUGGUCAGAUUAUCCCCUGGAACUUCCCUCUGGCCAUGGCCGCCUGGAAGCUUGGACCUGCUCUCGCCUGUGGUAACACUAUCGUUAUGAAGGCCGCUGAGCAGACUCCUCUGAGCAUCCUCUACCUGGCCUCGCUGAUCAAGGAGGCCGGUUUCCCUCCCGGUGUCAUCAACAUUAUUAACGGUCACGGUCGCGUGGCCGGGGCUGCCCUGGUGCAGCACCCCGACGUGGCCAAGGUCGCCUUCACCGGCUCAACCGCGACCGGUCGCGAGAUCAUGAAGAUGGCUGCUGGUACUCUGAAGAACAUCACCCUCGAGACUGGUGGUAAGUCGCCCCUGCUGGUGUUCGAGGACGCCGACCUCGAGCAGGCCGCCAAGUGGGCCCACAUCGGUAUCAUGUACAACCAGGGUCAGGUCUGCACCUCCACCUCGCGUAUUCUCGUUCACGAGUCCGUGUAUGAAAAGUUCGUCGAGCUCUUCAAGGAAGCAGUCAAGACUACCAGCAAGGUCGGCGAUCCCUUCGAGGACGAGACCUUCCAGGGUCCCCAGGUCACCAAGGCCCAAUACGACCGUGUUCUGUCGUACAUUGAGGCUGGUAAGUCCGAGGGUGCGACCCUAGCUGCCGGUGGCGAGCCGUUCAAGAACGUCGGCGACGGCCGUGGUUUCUUCAUCGCCCCCACCAUCUUCACCAACGUCAAGGAUAACAUGCGCAUCUACCGCGAGGAGGUGUUCGGUCCCUUCGUCGUCAUUGCCAGCUUCACCACCGAGGACGAGGCCGUCACUCGCGCCAACGAUACCACCUACGGUCUGGGUGCUGCGCUGUUCACGCGCGACAUUGAGCGCGCGCACCGCGUCGCCUCGGACAUCGAGGCUGGUAUGGUCUGGAUCAACAGCAGCAACGACAGCGACUUCCGGGUGCCGUUCGGUGGUGUCAAGCAGAGCGGUAUUGGCCGCGAGCUAGGCGAGGCUGGCCUCGACGCUUACUCGCAGGUCAAGGCGGUCCACGUUAACAUGGGCAGCCGUCUGUAAAGAAUCGAAUUCGGAUAUAUGGAUUUGAUAUAUGUAUCCGUCGAUAUGGGAGCUUGCGCUUGGUUUCUUUCUGCUUGUAACUAGACAACUUUUUAUGUUUUGAUGACCCAACCAAAUAUCCAACCAUCUCUCACUUUGGACACGCAAGCUUAUUCCUGGAUUGGUUUUGUUGCUAGCCUUGAUUUUCUAGUCCAAUAGGCAUUGUAUCUGUAUCACAAGUCUUCAAU
Messenger RNA from Penicillium subrubescens, 1915 nucleotides. RefSeq names its product aldehyde dehydrogenase family protein. NCBI's taxonomy places the organism in Eukaryota, Fungi, Ascomycota, Eurotiomycetes, Eurotiales, Aspergillaceae. Gene Ontology annotation, molecular function: oxidoreductase activity, acting on the aldehyde or oxo group of donors, NAD or NADP as acceptor. Bases 63 to 1688 code for a protein of 541 amino acids. The record is from RefSeq and is a predicted model, not a curated record. The transcript has 3 exons.